UGUAAAUGCAACUUAGGGUUCAAGAUCCAUUUGUUAUGAGUUUAUUCUAAAAACAACUAAUUAUAAGAAAAAAUUGUAUUAAAAAAAUUAUAGGUUAGGGUAAGAGUAAAACUUUGGCGGUAAAUUUGAAAAUGUCGUCACAACGAAGUAAAGUUAUAGAUUUAUACAAAACGUUAUUACAUUUGGGUAAAGAUUAUCCAUCGGGAUACGAUUUUUUCCGAACCAGACUUCACCGAGCUUUUAUGAAAAAUAAAGAUGAAAAGGAUCCAGAAAAAAUCGAAAAAAUGUUGGCUCACGGACAAUAUAUCAUUAAGGAAUUAGAAGCUUUGUAUAUGUUGAAAAAAUAUCGCACUAUGAAAAGGCGAUAUUAUAAUGAAGAUAAUAAAUAACAAAAAAUUUGUUUAAUUUAAUCGGAAA
Molecule: messenger RNA, 417 nt
Organism: Onthophagus taurus
Lineage: Eukaryota; Metazoa; Arthropoda; Insecta; Coleoptera; Scarabaeidae
Product: electron transfer flavoprotein regulatory factor 1-like
Biological process (GO): respiratory electron transport chain
Cellular component (GO): mitochondrion
Source: RefSeq, a predicted model, not a curated record